UUGCCAAGGAAUCAACAUAUUCCUAGUGUGUCAACAUAUUCUCAGUGCCACAUUAAGAACAAUCACAACUUUUGCAAAAGUCAAUGGCUUGCAAUUCUUCCUCUUCUUCUUUUUAUCCAUAUGUUUCAGUACCCUUCUUGUUGUUCUCUCUUUUGGCUGCUACUUCUUUUCUUGUUGCAUUUGGCAAUUUUUAUCAGGACGUUGAUGUCACUUGGGGAGCUGGCCGUGCAAAGAUUCUCAACAAUGGCCAGCUUCUUACUCUCUCUCUUGACAAAGUUUCUGGCUCUGGCUUCCAAUCCAAGAGUCAAUUUCUCUAUGGAAAGCUUGAUAUGCAGAUUAAACUUGUCCCAAAUAACUCCGCAGGCACUGUUACUGCAUACUAUUUACAAUCAGCAGGGUCGUCUUGGGAUGAAAUAGACUUUGAAUUCCUGGGAAACUUGAGUGGGGAUCCUUACAUUGUUCACACUAAUGUUUACACUCAAGGCAAAGGUAACAGAGAACAACAAUUCUACGUGUGGUUUGAUCCCACUGCUGAUUUUCACACCUACUCAAUCCUCUGGAAUCCAAGCCAUAUUGUCUUCUAUGUCGAUGGCAGAGCGAUCAGGGAGUUCAAGAACCUGGAAUCAAUGGGUAUUCCGUAUCCAAAAAAUCAGCCAAUGAAAAUUUACAGCAGCCUCUGGAAUGCUGAUGACUGGGCGACAAGAGGAGGGUUGGUGAAGACAGACUGGUCUCAGGCCCCAUUUACAGCUUCCUUCAGGAACUUCAAUGCCCAAAAUGCUUGCGUUUGGGCUAAUGGGGCAUCAUCUUGCAAUUCAAACUCUACCGCGAAUCCAUGGUUCUCUGAGGAGCUUGAUUCUGAAAGCCAAAAGACGCUCGAAUGGGUCCAGAAAAAUUACAUGAUUUACAAUUACUGCAAUGACACCAAACGGUUCCCUCAGGGCCUCCCCCAGGAAUGCAAAGUUACAGCCAAGAAAUAAAGAGGAUGAGAACUUAAUCUAAAAGUCACGCAAUAUUUAAUAUUUUGCUUCAGACAUUUACAUUGGAUACAUGGAAAUUUUAUAGUUGAAGCAUUAUUCCUACGACUUUGAUGUAUCUAAAUAAACAUUUUGAAUAAUAUAAUUUUCUUUGUUCAA
Mangifera indica (mango) is the source of this 1133-nucleotide messenger RNA. Its product is annotated as probable xyloglucan endotransglucosylase/hydrolase protein 23. NCBI's taxonomy places the organism in Eukaryota, Viridiplantae, Streptophyta, Magnoliopsida, Sapindales, Anacardiaceae. The coding region runs from base 84 to 977 and encodes 297 amino acids. The record is from RefSeq and is a predicted model, not a curated record. Gene Ontology annotation, cellular component: apoplast; cell wall. Gene Ontology annotation, biological process: cell wall biogenesis; xyloglucan metabolic process. Gene Ontology annotation, molecular function: xyloglucan:xyloglucosyl transferase activity; hydrolase activity, hydrolyzing O-glycosyl compounds. The transcript has 3 exons.